AUCCAGGUUACGGUUGGUUGAAAGGAAGAGAGACGGGCAGUUUAUCCAAUCGGUGUUCUCGCUACGUUAAUCAGGAAGUAGAACCGGUAGGUUAAGUGCACGCGCAACUCACCUGCGGACUUGUGGAAAACAUUUUUUAAACAUCUUUAGUUAAUGUUAAAAAGUAAAUGUACCUGUUUUGACUGCACUGUUUGUUUUUUUUAGCACGUUUAGCUCAACUAAAGCAGCUCAAAUGAGAUGGUUUUGAUACAAAUCAACAAUUUUAGUCACGUCACAAAUUUAUCGGUUGACAAAAUUUGCAGAUAAUCAGGUAUAAACCAGUCGUAGCCUAGAGUUUAUGCUGUAGAAUCAUAAUGCAGACGAAAGCUCAGGUAAUAGCCGCUUUAAAGCAGUUUGACGUCAGAGAUAAAUUCGACUCUCUACCGGUCCUGCCAAAAGCCUCAGUUCUGAUCCCGCUGUUUGUGAGGGAUGGGAAGCUGCACGUCGUACUGACUCAGCGUUCCCAACAGCUGAGGACCGGUGGAGGUGAGGUAUGUCUCCCAGGUGGGAAAAGAGACCCCAGUGACCUUGAUGACGUGGACACAGCCCUGAGAGAAGCAAUGGAGGAAAUCAGUCUAAAACCUGAUGAUGUGCAGGUGGUUUGCACACUGUACCCAGUCUUCAGCAAGACGGGCCUGUUGGUGACCCCAGUCGUGGGCUUCAUCGAGGAAACAUUCCACCCAACCCCAAACCCAGCGGAGGUCAGUGCUGUGUUUACAGUCCCACUGGACUUCUUCAUCUGUGAGAAAGACCACUCAGCUGCCCACGGUGUUCCUGGGAUGUUGGGGCCUUUGCACUCGUUUUAUUUCCAGGACCCCGUUUCAGGAAGGGAGUUUCACAUUUGGGGACUGACUGCCUUGUUAGCUGUUCUGGUCGCUGUCCUGGCUCUGAAGAGAAAACCUGAGUUUGACACCGGUUUUGAUUUGGAGGAUCCUUUUUCAUUUUUCCAUCAGAUUCUACAUUUGAGAUUGAGUAAACUAUAACCUGACUUGGAUGUUUAUGAAAAAAAAAUCACAUUAGAGUGCACUUUAAGGUUGACAUAUGACUUAUAAGUUCUAUGGUAGAUAUAAACAUGUUAAGUUUUUUUGCACUAAAUCUCUCAUGAAGCAGUUUCACCAGUUUUACUCUCUACAGUUUCAGUAUCUUCCAGAAUGAGCCGUUUCAGGGAUGUCAAUUUAAAGAGUAACUAAACCCCAAAAUAACAUUUUUUUGCUAAUUAACUGUAUAAUGGAGUCUUUACAAAUGCAAUCUUUCUGUUUCUGUGCAUUUUUUGACAUGUUUGUGUAAACUUCCUUAAAUCUAGAAUCUAGAUCUAAAACGUCUAUGUGCUGCCCCACACACUGGCUGCUAUAAGAUGAGAAGCUCUAAAAUCAAGGAGGGACCAUCUCUUGCACCUAAUUUAUUUCUAAUUUCCCUGGUGUGAUGUCACACACAGGGACUUUUAGAAAUGGCUUGUUUUUGGCACAUAAUUCCAAAAAAACAACCACAGACAAAAGGAAUGGACAUUUUUUUUUCAUGUUUGGAUUGGAGUCAGAAUUAAAAUUAAAUUCAAUUAAAAUUAGCCAUCUGGACACAUUUUGUUGUAAAGAUUGAAAUAAUGCUGAUUUCAUUUGCUUCCACUAAUAAACUUGAGUCUUUUAAAAUGAGCAUAUGUGAAGUGAAACAGGGGAGGGUGGAACAAAUGACACCGAUCUUUGUUUUACACUUUUAUUAAUUCAUUUAAUGUAGCAGCAGGAUUACAGAUAUAAACAGAAGAGUAUACAAAUGUCCAGACAAAGGCAAAGUACAUGUUAAUAGAUCAAAUGUACACGCAGGGGUUGACCUUUAUCCCUACUGCAGGAUCUUUAAGGCUAGAUACUAAAGCUCAAGCUACACAAAACCGAUACAACAGAACUGUUGGAAGGAUGAGAAAUAGAAAGCAAACUAGAAGUGAGCACACUGAUUACGCUCAAGAUACAGCUCACACUAUUGGCAGUUAACAGUAAAUUUAUCAUGGUUGCCCCUUUUGAUCAGUUAUUUCACAGCAACAAUGUUGAAAAGCACAUCAACACAAGAAUGCUCGUCAUAAAGCAAUCGCCACGGUCUCCUCCCCUUUACCUCACAUGAACCAAUCUCACGAGGCGUGAAAAAACAUUAAUAGAAAACUACAAACAAGGUGACAGUUCACUUGAUUGAAAACUGCACAAAUCCUGCAAUGAGUUGAGAAAACAAAACACAAGCGUGAGCGAUGCUUCGGUUGAGGAAUCAACCAAAUUCCUGAUGUUUUGUUACACGGUCCAAGGAGAAAUGAGACAAAAAGGGCACGCCAGUAAACACAGCAGAGCAACGGGUCAGUUAUCAAGGCACACAAAGUUCUGUUGAAAGCAUCACAAUUUAAAUUCAAGAUACCCCUGCAGUAUAUUUCACAUUUAAAUAUACAUGGAUAUUCAUUUACAUGACUCAAGGACAAACACAAAUGAUGUAGUUUUGUGUGCUCGUUUCACCACAAUGAAAUCAACACUCGCUUUUAUUUUGACUUUUUUUUGGGGUGGAAGUCGCAGUUAAAAGAUUGAGGUUCACCUAAAAUAAAAAGGUCUGGACUUCAUUUUUCACCACAAUCCAAGACGACACAAGUGGCAGUCAUUGCCACGCCCACUUAUUCCCUCUGCCUCAAAAGACAAGAUCUUGAAAACUGGAAUUGGCCUGAUGUUGGAUGUAGACCAAACCAUGUGUCCACACCAUGAGGUACAAAUUACAUUCAUGAGAGCGAAGUCACAGGUCGGCUUUCUGUGUUGGUAUGGCUUAAAGAGGCGUGACUUUUCUCUGCAGCGCUUCCACAAACAUCAUGUGCUCUUCAUCUCCCCUCAACCAAGAGGGAAUAUGGAAUGCUUGGAAACGGCACGACCACACUCUAACCUGAUCUACAGUAAAUGGAUGAGUCAAAGUGCCAUUUGAGAUGCAUGAUGUUAAAAUAAAAAAGUUAAAUAAAGCUGAGCCCACAUA
Nothobranchius furzeri (turquoise killifish) is the source of this 3021-nucleotide messenger RNA. It is a transcript of the gene nudt7, whose product is annotated as nudix (nucleoside diphosphate linked moiety X)-type motif 7. Gene Ontology annotation, biological process: coenzyme A catabolic process. NCBI's taxonomy places the organism in Eukaryota, Metazoa, Chordata, Actinopteri, Cyprinodontiformes, Nothobranchiidae. The record is from RefSeq and is a predicted model, not a curated record. Gene Ontology annotation, molecular function: coenzyme A diphosphatase activity.